AUGGAGAAGAUUGAGCUUGUAAAGAGCAUAGAAGCAAAUGCAGAAAGAAUUCUCGAGGAUUUCACGGAGAUACUCCAGUAUCUGAGAUCUGAGGGAUCUGAUAAGUGCGAUGAAGUCCAGAACUUACUUUUUGCAACCCGAAGAGUGGUUAACCUUGUUGACUCUGCUCUGGAAAUAUACCAUUAUCUUAUAAGAUUGAAAUAUCUUACGGCCGAUAUUCAGAGAUUUGAGACCAAAGAAAGCGGGGAUGGAGAUAAGAUGCUUGAAGAGCUAUUUGGGGAACUGAAUAGCAAUCUAGGGAUCUAA
Encephalitozoon romaleae SJ-2008 is the source of this 306-nucleotide messenger RNA. RefSeq lists its product as hypothetical. The record is from RefSeq and is a predicted model, not a curated record. NCBI's taxonomy places the organism in Eukaryota, Fungi, Microsporidia, Unikaryonidae. Bases 1 to 306 code for a protein of 101 amino acids. The transcript has a single exon.